Messenger RNA from Saccostrea cuccullata (small rock oyster), 525 nucleotides. Its product is annotated as histone-lysine N-methyltransferase SETMAR-like. The transcript has 2 exons. Lineage: Eukaryota; Metazoa; Mollusca; Bivalvia; Ostreida; Ostreidae. Gene Ontology annotation, molecular function: nucleic acid binding. The coding region runs from base 1 to 525 and encodes 174 amino acids. The record is from RefSeq and is a predicted model, not a curated record.
AUGAAACGUUUUAUUGAGGGAAGGGAGACGGUGAAAGAUGAUGAUAGAUCUGGGUGCCCGCUGAACGUUAGUACCGAGAUAAACGUGUCUAAGGUUGAACAAUAUGUAAUGAAAGAUCGAAGAGUUACGAUUAGGGAAAUAGCUAAUGAUCUUAGCAUGUCUUAUGGAACAGUUCAAGAGAUUUUAACGAGUAAGCUUAACAUGCGGCGAGUUUGUGCGAGUUGGGUCCCUCGCCUCCUUCUGCCAGAGCAAAUAAGGGUGAGAGUGAACGCGUGCCGGUCCUACGUUAGUGAAUAUGAAAAAGAACAAAAUUCUUUCAUAAAUAGAAUCAUCACAUGUGAUGAAACUUGGGUACAUUUCUAUGAGCCAGAAAUUUUGAAAGAUUACCUACGGGGAGAAAAAUAUGAGUCCCGGGAAGAUCUUGGUACUGCUGUAAACAAGGUGCUAAGGGUCAUGUCACGUGAUGGCAUAGAUAAUGUGUUUUGCGCAUGGGCAGACCGAUGGGAAAAGUGCAUAAAAAGCUAG